CCGUGCGGGCUGCUGGUGGCUCCAGGGCGGGGACGCGAGGGCCUGGGCGCACGGCCCGGAGGUCGCCGCCUCCGCAACGGUGCUGCGCCUCGUAAAGACCCUGUGGACGCCAAGUAGGCAGCACCCUUCUUAGAAGGACGGGUGGCCCCCGCGCGCGUGAGCCGGGCGGGGACCUGAGACUCUUCCCACGACCUUGUGCAAUCGCGAAGGAGCCAAGGGCGCAGAGAGGCCACGCGACCCGUCCCAGGUCACGCAGCUGGCGUGGAGUGUGUCCGGACGCGGAGCGCUGGAGGGGACCGGGCAGCCCGAUGGCUUCUUACCUGUGCCUGUGGCCUGAGGGUCAGGCACGAGGCCGAGCCGGGGCGAGGAGAGGAGACCGGACGGGCCCCGGGGCCUGGGUCGCUCCCGAAGCCGAGCUCCCCGGAGCAACCCGCCCCGACUGGACCCACUAGCCCACUGGGCGCAGAGGCCGCGCGUUGGCAUUCACCGGCCCCCAGCCCCGGGCGGGCACCGAGCCCCCUCCCUCGGAAUCGGUCCAGGGACGCCCGGGUGCCCGGGCCGCCGGCGGUGGCUCUGGAGCUCCUGUCCAGGUGCCGCCUCCUCCAAGCAGCCCUCAGGAGCCCACGCCUAUAGGGGCGCCCGGGCUCCCUCAGCUCGGCCAUGGCCCCCCCGCCGCCGUGCGGACCUCCGAGGUCGCCGCCGCCGCGGCUGCUGCUGCUGCUGCUGCUGCUGCUGCUGAGCGCCGCGCUGCUGGGCGCCCAGGCCCACGCCGAGCCCGCCGCCGGGAGCGCCGUCCCCGCUCAGAGCCGCCCGUGCGUGGACUGCCACGCCUUCGAGUUCAUGCAGCGCGCUCUGCAGGACCUGCGCAAGACGGCCUACAGCCUGGACGCGCGGACGGAGAGCCUCCUGCUGCAGGCCGAGCGCCGGGCCCUGUGUGCCUGCUGGCCGGCCGGGCACUGAGCACCCGCACCAGCACGUGCCCAACCAAUAAAGGCCUGGUCCCCA
Messenger RNA from Dama dama (fallow deer), 1005 nucleotides. It is a transcript of the gene NICOL1, whose product is annotated as NELL2 interacting cell ontogeny regulator 1. NCBI's taxonomy places the organism in Eukaryota, Metazoa, Chordata, Mammalia, Artiodactyla, Cervidae. The record is from RefSeq and is a predicted model, not a curated record. The transcript is spliced from 4 exons. The coding region runs from base 661 to 960 and encodes 99 amino acids.